This is a messenger RNA of Penicillium canariense, 1212 nucleotides long. Its product is annotated as mitochondrial 54S ribosomal protein mL44. Gene Ontology annotation, biological process: rRNA processing; primary miRNA processing; regulation of gene expression. Gene Ontology annotation, molecular function: double-stranded RNA binding; ribonuclease III activity. Gene Ontology annotation, cellular component: nucleus. The record is from RefSeq and is a predicted model, not a curated record. Lineage: Eukaryota; Fungi; Ascomycota; Eurotiomycetes; Eurotiales; Aspergillaceae. The transcript has a single exon. Bases 1 to 1212 code for a protein of 403 amino acids.
AUGAAGAGGGUGCAGCUCCAACGAUGGAGCAGUACAGUCCUUUCGCCGCGCGCUCGGACUGUUAGCCGGCUGCAUCAACAUCUCUAUGGUGCCGGAUCGCGGUGCCAAUCGACCGCAUCUCCCCUACAGGUCGAUUCCAAUGCUCAAAGUAACCUUGGAGACGCGAGCUUCGAAGACGUUGAGUUGAUGAAGCAUGUCAGGAGUGCUCACAAGCGCAAGGGCAAUCUCAAAUAUCCCUCUCCUCCGGUCGAUGCCGCGAUCAAUUCCGCCAAACUCGCUGCUCUCCACGCUCGACUCUACCUUCCCUCCCGAUUACCUCCCCAGACACUCGCACGGGCAUUAGUCGAUGCCUCCGCCGAUCCGAAUGCUGAUUUCAACAACGAAUCGCUGGCCACACUUGGUCAUGACCUCCUCACCUACUACACCACCGAGCACCUCCUUUGCACCUACCCCCGCCUGCCCUUGACCGUCAUCUUCGCCGCAAUGUACGCCUACGCCGGUCCCAAAACACUCGCUGCGAUGGCCAGAGAAUGGGGUGUGGAACAUGCUUCAUUGCCCGGUGGAGAAGUUGACCCCGGCCUGCUGCAAUUCCGCAGGGUUGAGCCCGGCACCGACAUAGAUGCCACUCCCAACGCACGGACACCACGGCCGUAUGCCGCCCAGAAAGCGUGGAGGAUGACAGUCACUUCGAAAAUCUUCUACGAUGACGAGUUUGGUGACGCAUUUAAGGGACCGGCAACCUCGGGUGAGGGUGUCACCGCUGAGCUCGCCAGUGCCACCUUCGUUCGCGCCGUUAUGGGUGCCAUCUACCUCCACGCCGGUCGUCCGGCAGCCAAGCGCUUCUUCGAGCAGCACUUCCUCUCCCGACACCUGAACAUCUCCGAGCUGUUCAACUUCUCCCAGCCCGCCCGCGACUUGGCUAGGCUUUGUGCCCGCGAGAACUUCGAGCCCCCCGUUGCCAGAAUUAUUAGCGAGACCGGGCGGAAGAGCAGACACCCUGUCUUCGUGGUUGGCAUCUUCUCUGGUCAGGACAAGCUGGGCGAGGGCGCUGGCGCCAGCCUGAUUGAGGCCCGGGAGCGCGCUGCUCUUUCUGCAUUGAAGGGAUGGUAUCUCUACAGCCCGCUCAACGUGCGCGUGCCCAGCUCCAUGGAAGAGGAGGGUGCCGCGUCGUGGAAGCCCGUCUAUGUCGACCUGGGUGAGGUCAUCGUCUAA